This is a messenger RNA of Uranotaenia lowii, 463 nucleotides long. RefSeq names its product cytochrome c oxidase subunit 5B, mitochondrial-like. Gene Ontology annotation, biological process: mitochondrial electron transport, cytochrome c to oxygen. The coding region runs from base 39 to 410 and encodes 123 amino acids. The record is from RefSeq and is a predicted model, not a curated record. The transcript has a single exon. Gene Ontology annotation, cellular component: mitochondrial envelope. NCBI's taxonomy places the organism in Eukaryota, Metazoa, Arthropoda, Insecta, Diptera, Culicidae.
GUUGCAAACAUCGAACUCGAAAAAAUAAUUCAAAAGCAAUGGCUUGUGCAUUUUCCUGUCGGAACCUCUUUCUGACCACGGCAAAGCGCCCUCCGGUGCGUUGGCUUCCGGUGACCCGGGGCUGCAAGCUGAUGAACGAUUCGCUGGAUCACGCAACCGGAAUCGAGAAGCGGGAACUGUUGGCCCACCAGGCCGGGGAUCAUGAUCCGUUCAACUUGGAGGUGCUCAAGAAGGGUCCCGGAACCAAGGACAACCCCAAUAUAGUGUUUUCCGCGUUCGAGUACCGGCUGAUUGGGUGCAUCUGUGACGAGGACAGCAUCACCGUACAGUACAUGCCGAUGCGUCAGGGAGAGCUCAAGCGCUGCGAGUGUGGACACUGGUUUAAGAUGAUCCACAAGGCACCGGUUUAAAUAUUUUGGUUUCAAUAACAUAACAAACAUAUUUAAAUUUGAGAAAUAAAUAU